Messenger RNA from Doryrhamphus excisus (bluestripe pipefish), 2502 nucleotides. NCBI's taxonomy places the organism in Eukaryota, Metazoa, Chordata, Actinopteri, Syngnathiformes, Syngnathidae. The record is from RefSeq and is a predicted model, not a curated record.
GGAAUGCUGGAGACUAUCCCAUCUGACGUCAGGGCAGCGGCAGGGCAGAUUCAGACCAACAACCACGCUCACUCAGAAGAUGCAAACCGAUGGACUUGAUUGACAAGGGUUGAAGUCCAGAUGUGGUCCAAUCGGAUAUCUUCUACUUGGCCAGCAGGAGACAUGAACGCAACACACCUGAGUGGUUGAGCGCCAGGGGAAACUGGACCACUGGAAUCCAGGACCAGAUGAGAGAGUUGGAAGACCAGCAAGUUAUGGAAGGAGAUGGACAGAAGGCCAUGGGAUGCUUUUGGACAGUGACUCAUGCAGCCGCAGUGUGACGACGUCGCCUCGCCUCUCCUCGCCUCUCCUCGCCUCUCCUCGCCUCUCCUCGCCUCUCCUCGCCUCUCCUCGCCUGUCCUCGCCGUCCUGCAGCGUACAUGUAACCUCUCAGACGCUGUCCGCCAGAUCCUCCCCAAGCCGCACGAAGGCGACGCCGUGGACGCCGUGGACGCCUCGCAGUUAGCCGCCUUAGCCGCCGGCUGCGUCCUCUACCUUUCUUCUCCCGGCUCCACGUGCGCCGCAGCCGGGCGGGGAGGGUGGGGCCAGGAGGUCCAGCGUUUCCUGCAUCAGGUUUCCAGCCAGGAGCGUGGAGAUGCGGACACGGAGAACUGCACGGGACCUGGACCGGGACACGCGGACCUCUACAUGGACCUCCAUGGGCUGGAACGCGUGCUUGGGGGCCUUCUACGCCACCAGUUGGCCACCAAUCAGAGCUGCGUCACAGCGAGCGUCAUCAUGGCGGAGGUGGGCGCCUCAGGGCCCCGGCAGACCCGGGCGGCGGGCGCGGUCUUGGGCCGGGUCCUGCACCACGUCCUUCGAGGCGGGUGCGUGGCGGGCCGCCCCCUCCCCGAGGAGAUCUUCUUCCUGGACGACAUCAUGGCCCGACUGGGCUCCGACCGGGUCACCGUGGCCGACCUGGAGGCUCUCAUGGGGUCCCUGGGCGUCGGGGGCGGACACACGGAGAGACGCCCCCACCAAGGCUCCAACGCCAGCUGGGAUCAGCACUGCUUCUCCGCCCACGAGCUGGUGCUGAUCCACCGCCUGGGAGGGGGCCACGCCAUCCUGGACCGAUCGGACGUGGCCCGGCUCAGCCCCGCGCUGGUCCAGCAGAUCCUGAGCGGGGCCUGCCACGCCACUCAUCCGCCCGCCCCAGACCGGCUCAGCACCACAGAACGGUACCUUUACGCCACCCUGGCCAACGUGGUCAUCACGCUGGCGUCCAUGUUUGGCCUGGUGUUGCUGCUCUGCACGUCCUUCACCGCCGUCUUCCAGCUGUGCCUCCGCUUCUGCAUCAGCCUGGCCGUGGGGUCCCUGACGGGGGACGCCUUGCUGCACCUGCUGCCCAUGUUCCUAGGCCUCCACGUGCACUCUGAGGACUCGGGUGACGUGGGACACCCGCACCAACGCCAUGGCGGGGCCGGUGAUGCGGGGGCGCCCGACCACGUGUACAAGAUGUUGGUGUUGUUGGCUGGGAUCUACUGCUUCUACCUGAUGGAGACCAUCUUCUCGCUGCUCACGCACGGACGCGGCCAUCACGCGGACGCCUCGCCCCCCCACCACUGUGACCACAGCAGAGUUGUGGAAAUGUACCAACAGGACAGGAAAGACAAGGACGAUAUGCGCUCGGCAUCAGUGGCAGAAUUGGUGACGGAGGAAGAGGAGCGCGUCGGUCAGGAGGCCAGCAGAGCAGACCCCCCCCUGCUGCCCUACAUGGUGACCCUGGGCGACGCCAUCCACAACUUCGCCGACGGCCUGGCCAUGGGCGCCGCCUUCUCCCUGUCGUGGAAGUCGGGCGUGGCCACGUCGCUGGCCGUGCUCUGCCACGAGCUGCCUCACGAGCUGGGAGACUUCGCCAUCCUGCUGCACAGCGGCAUGUCGGUGCGGCGGGCGCUGCUUCUCAACGUGGGCGGAGCCAUGUCCUCCUUCGUCGGCCUUUACGUCGCUCUCGCCGUGGCCACCGACCUCGCCACCAAGCAGUGGAUCGCCGCCGUCACCGCCGGCCUCUUUCUCUACGUGGGACUGGCUGACAUGUUGCCCGCCUUGGUGCACAUCGACUCCAGGAGACCCUGGCUGAUAUUCGCGUUGCAGAACGUGGGCCUCCUGAGCGGCUGGGCCAUCCUCUUGGUGCUGUCGCUGUACGAGGAGAACAUCGGCGUUUAGCCAGAAGGGAAGGAAACACCACGUGAGGACGUAGUCCGUGUGUGCGUGAGGUUGGUUCCUUUGCUCUAAUCACGGACUAAAACUAGCUGGAGACUUGAGAAGAUGAUGAAGGAACAUGAUGAGGUUCUCCUAACAAACGGGGUUUAUGAAAGACCGGAUAUAGGACACACGGCUCGUGUCAGACCGAGGUUUCUUUACGUCGCAUCCUCGCUGCCUCGCAACGUCCACAAUACGAUGGAAACACUAAAAGCACAGAAUCACAUCCUAAAUGGUCAUCAUGUCAUGUGACUUCCAUGGGGG